Messenger RNA from Suillus subalutaceus, 1587 nucleotides. Its product is annotated as laccase. The record is from RefSeq and is a predicted model, not a curated record. Bases 1 to 1587 code for a protein of 528 amino acids. Gene Ontology annotation, molecular function: copper ion binding; oxidoreductase activity. The transcript is spliced from 12 exons. NCBI's taxonomy places the organism in Eukaryota, Fungi, Basidiomycota, Agaricomycetes, Boletales, Suillaceae.
AUGAUUAUUCAUUUUCUAAUCGUUUCUCUCAUCUCAUCGAUUAAUGCUGCAUCCAUAGUAUCUCACUCACAGUCUUACCCACUAUCUCAGCCCGUUGUACAUGGCCCCAAAGCUAGAAUAACCAUUGGUAAUGGAGUCAUCGCUCCCGAUGGCUUCAAACGCCCAGCAACUCUUGUUGAUGGCACAUUUCCUGGACCUUUAAUUACAGCACAGAAGGGAGAUCACUUUGAUAUUGAGGUAGUCAACAAACUCAAAGAUGACUCGAUGUUCGAGCUUACCAGUGUCCACUGGCAUGGUAUCUCUCAGAAUGGAACUAACUAUGCCGAUGGGACGUCCUUCGUCACACAAUGCCCCAUCACACCGAACCACUCUUUUUUACAUUCUUUCUCCGCCCAGAACCAGGCAGGCACUUUCUGGUAUCACAGUCAUUAUUCUUGCGAUGGUCUCAGGGGAGCCCUGGUAAUCUAUGAUCCUCAAGAUCCUUUGGCAUACAUGUACGAUGUCGACGAUGCAAGUACUGUGAUUACGCUUGCCGACUGGUAUCAUACUGUCGCCCCCGAAUUGCGCCAUACGAUACCUGUUGCCCAGUCUAUGCUCAUCAAUGGACUCGGUCGCUAUGCUGGCGGACCGGAGUCUGAGCUCGCUGUCAUUAAUGUCAGGCCGGGAAGGCGAUACCGCUUGCGCCUGGUUCAAAUGUCAUGCGACUCCAACGUCCUGUUCUCCAUCGAUGGCCACAACUUAACCGUUAUCGAAGCGGAUGGAUUGCUGACAGAACCUCUGGUGGUAGAUCAGCUCCAGAUUUUUGCGGCUCAGCGCUACUCUGUGGUUCUAGUAGCUGAUCAGCCAGUAGAUAACUACUGGGUGCGCAGUCUUCCUGAUACAGCGAAUGCGACCUACGACAAAGGAAUGAACUCUGCUAUCCUACGCUACAGAGGCGCCCCAAAGGCCGACCCGACUACGGUUAAUACUACAUCUACAAACCCAUUGCAAGAGACAAACUUGCAUGCUCUAAUCAAUCCCGGUGCUCCUGGUAUUCCAGAGUAUGGGAAGGCAGAUAUCAACCUCAACCUCGAGGUUUCCGUCACUGGCCUAACAUUCUACGUCAAUAAUGUCACAUUCCAAUCCCCCACCAUUCCUGUUCUACUCCAAAUUCUUAGUGGAGCUCUAGACGCUUCUCAGCUGCUCCCAAAGGGGAGUGUGUACGUUCUCGAGGCCAACAAAGUGGUAGAGUUGACGAUGGCAAUAACCGGUCCAGGUGGACCUCAUCCCAUACACCUUCACGGGAGCGCGGGCAGCAGUACUUUCAAUUACGCGAACCCCGUUCGCCGCGAUGUGGUCAGCGCUGGGAGCGCUGGGCAACGCAUGGUGAUCCGAUGGGUGACCGACAAUUCUGGCCCCUGGUUCUUGCAUUGUCACAUUGACUGGCAUCUUGAUGACGGUUUUGCCGUGGUAAUGGCGGAAAGUCCCUCAGAUACUGGCGCACAUUUGGGCCUUGUGCCAUAUGAAUGGGAUCGCUUAUGUCCAAUCUAUGACCAUCACCAGGGAAUGCCUCCCACGGUAGCUGAGGGAGGUUUAGAUUUUAAUUGA